UUCAGGCCUGCGCACCGGAGUGUGUCUUCCUCAUCCUUAAAGGAAUCUGUCGAACCAAAGUGCAACAUAAUUUCUCUGUUCAGAGACUGGAUUAAAUCAUUAUUUCUGUUCCAAUUAAUCUACACUUGUGCUUUCGGAGACCAAAUUAAACUUAAUUUGAGUCUUGAGAGACUUUUAAUGGACCAUGGAGUGUGUUCCUGCUGUUCUAGAUGAAUUGGAUGGUAAAAAAGAGGCACCCAUAGAGGACCCCAAGUAUAAUGUGUACACGUGCUUCAUGAAAUCCCACCGCUGUUAUGAUCUUGUGCCCACCAGUUCCAAGCUUGUGGUCUUUGAUACUUCGCUACAGGUGAAGAAGGCAUUCUUUGCUCUAGUGUCAAACGGGGUGAGAGCAGCCCCUCUCUGGGACAGCAAGAAGCAAUGCUUUGUUGGGAUGCUGACCAUCACAGAUUUCAUCAAUAUACUUCACCGCUAUUACAAGUCUCCUCUGGUUCAGAUAUAUGAGUUGGAAGAGCACAAAAUAGAGACAUGGAGAGAGGUCUACUUGCAAGAUUCCUUCAAGCCUCUUGUGAGCAUAUCGCCGAACGCCAGUCUAUAUGAUGCAGUUUCAUCUCUACUGAAGCAUAAGAUCCACAGAUUACCUGUGAUUGAUCCACUAACAGGAAACACACUCUACAUUCUCACACACAAGAGGAUCCUCAAAUUCCUUAAACUCUUUAUAUCUGAGAUUCCAAAACCUGCUUUUCUCUCACAAACACUGGAGGAUUUGGACAUCGGAACGUUUGACAACAUUGCCGUGGUGCACUCCGACACGCCACUGUACACUGCUCUGGGAAUCUUUGUGGAUCAGAGGGUGUCCGCCCUGCCUGUGGUGGAUGAAAAUGGACGAGUGGUUGACAUCUAUUCCAAGUUUGAUGUUAUAAAUCUGGCAGCUGAGAAGACCUACAAUAACCUGGACAUCACUGUGACUAAAGCUCUACAGCAUCGCUCGCAGUAUUUUGAGGGUGUCCUCACCUGCAGAGCAAGCGAGACUCUUGAAGCCAUUAUCAAUAGACUGGUGGAGGCAGAGGUUCACAGGUUAGUGGUCGUGGAUGAGCAAGAAGUUGUAAAAGGCAUUGUAUCUCUCUCAGAUAUCUUGCAGGCUUUGGUGCUCACCAAUGGAGAAUGACGCUUGACCCAAGUAGAAAAGGCUGAAGGAGGAGGUCUUUCUAUCUUGCAUGAUUUCUGUGCAGCUGGAUGGAGCACAGAGAAGUAGUCAGCCAUAUAACAGCCGUUUAUUAAGCACAACGCAUUUAUUAGAUAUUCUAUUGCUCCGAUCAACACAAGAUGAAAGAAAAAAUGGCCUUUUGAUGAAAAGACUCACAAAAAUACAAUUAUUUUAGCAGCGGAUGUGACAUCAGUCCAUCACUUUAUUGGCUGCUUUGUCUACACAAAAGGAAGAAAAAAAAAAACAAGCAAUAGAAAUGUAGGUGAAAGCAAAGCAGCUGUUUGGAUCACAAAGGUUGUACCUAGAAAUAACAUGUACUUGUUACACAAGUCGUAAAGGUGUUCAAGUAUCACUGGAGAAGAAAGCUAGUGUUUAAAUCUAGAAUUAGAGACAAAAACAUUCCGUUGAUCACCUGAAAGCAGGUUUAUGUAGUAUGUUUUCGUUGGUAUCUCAAAGGGCAUUUUUUUUUUUUUUUUUUUUUGUUUGACAGUUGCUUAUUUCACACAGGUAAGUUCUCUAAGUAACUUGACUGAAAUGGACUGUUUCUAAAUUGACACGGUCACUCUUUCAGUAUUCAGGAGAGUGUCAUUUCUUAGUUUUGUCUCAUGAAGAGGCGUGUGGUUUGUGAUUACAGGGGUCUCUCUGACACGUUGCCUGUGUGAAAAUCAAAGUUUAUUUUUAGUCCAGCGCUAAGAGCCAUUUCUACUUCCUUUACAAUGUGAAAACGGAGCAAAGAUAUGGGAGUGUUUUUGUAAAAUAAAAUUUUUUACAUUUAAUCAAUGAAUUUUCGUAUAAUCAGAAUCCCCAUACACCACAUUGUUCAAGGCAACAGUGCUCACCCACUUUUUCAGCCUUCUUGGCUUGAUAAGUAUUUUCCCCAUUUAUUUCUUCCACAGGCAUUUCAGAAAGUACCUCAAAAGAGUUGUAAGCCAUGAAUCAAACCAACCAGCUCCGAGGUGUAUAACAUCAUUACAAAGUUUGAUUUGAAGCAAAAAAAAAGUCCAAGUUUAAAUUGAUAAUGAACUACAAUCCAUGCGAUUGCUUCAUGCAAACAUUGUGAAUGAUGUAAAAAAAACUAUGAAAUAAGACACAAUUAUUAAUUUUAAAUGGUUGAUUUUUAGUACAGAAACAAUAUACCGGUAUUUAAAUUUGAUUGUAAAAUAUCCAUAUUUAUGCAAAUAUAAAAGCAGUUCGAGCGUGUAGAGAGACUUGACUCGAUUGUGCAUUACCAAUUUGGUCAGACAUAAAUCUACGUGAUUCUCUGAUUGAUGGAUAGUUUCUCUUCAAGAUUCACAGGUGUAAUUCUUCACUCGAAAUCUCACUGUUAAACACACAAAAGUUGAAAUAAUGCAGACUAAUGGCAUCAAAAUAAAUUUUAACCUUGGACCUUACGAUACGUCUGUCUUUAAAGGUCUGUAAGUUAUAAAAAUUUUGCCUGUGGAGAAAAUAAAUGAUUUUUACGACCAGACCCAGACUGUUGCACUCAUAUACUGUAUAUAUGAACGUGAUCAAGAGGAAGAUGGAUGGUCACAAGCCAUCAAACAAAGCUGAUCUGCUUCAAUUUUUGCGCCUGGAGUGGCAUAAAAUCACCCAACAGAAAUAUGAAAGACUGGUAGAGGGCAAGAUGCAUGAAAGCUGUGAUUGAAGAUCAGGGUUAUUCCACCAAAUAUUGAUUUCUGAACUCCUCCUAAGUUAAAACAUUAGUAGUGUGUUGUUUAAAAAUUAAUAUGAACUUCUUUGCAUUAUUCGAGGACUGAAAACACUGCAUCCUUUUUAUUUUAGCCAGUUGUCAUUUUCUGCAAAUAAAUACUCUGACAAUUAUUUUAAUUUUGGAGAAAUGUUGUCAGUACUUAAGAAUAAAACAAAAAUUUUCAUUUUACUCUCACGUACCUAUAAAAAGUAAAUCCAGAGAAACUGAUAAUUUUGCAGUGGUCUCAAUUUUUCCCAUAGCUGUAUAUUCAUGUUAUCAAGCAGAAAUAUGUCUUGGCUGUUUUGGCUCAGAUGUGUUAACAAUGCUCAGGUUAUACAUUGCAGAAUUGUGUUCAUGUAUAGUUAGUGCCUAAAAUGUUGCUACUGAUUUCAUUUCGCUUAAAGAUCCACACUUGUUAAACAGCUAAAAAUACUGUCAUAAAUGUGUUGACGUUUGAAGUAUAAAGUGAUUUUAUAAUUAUAAAGAGUGAAGUUCAACAAAGGGACAGUCACAAGGAGUGAACAUAUCAAAAUAAUUGAGCAAAGCUGUUAAGAAUCUUCCACUCCUCGAUUACUCGCUGUAAAUUAUUGCGAAAAUCUCAUUGUGAGGAUUGACUCAUUUUAAUGUAAUUCAUCUGAGUUGAAAACUGGUUUGUUGAACUUUUUAAAAUGUGACCAUUGAAACAUCAAAUUCAGAAUAUUUUUUUACAGGCCUGUUGUUUUUGGAUGGCUUGCACUUGUUUGUUGUCUUUUUAGUAUCGUAUCCAGACUUGCUAUGGAAAAAAGAUAAAUUUCACCAUGAUAAUGUAAAAUAUUUAGCUGGUCUCUCUCUCUGUAAUAAUUUUUGAAUACACUUAAAUUUAAAUACACCUGAACUGUUUUCUAAUUCUCUCAUGUGAAAGAUGUUUUAU
Xyrauchen texanus (razorback sucker) is the source of this 3804-nucleotide messenger RNA. Its product is annotated as 5'-AMP-activated protein kinase subunit gamma-1-like. The transcript has 13 exons. The record is from RefSeq and is a predicted model, not a curated record. NCBI's taxonomy places the organism in Eukaryota, Metazoa, Chordata, Actinopteri, Cypriniformes, Catostomidae. The coding region runs from base 185 to 1165 and encodes 326 amino acids.